CCAGCUUCUUCACGUUGAAAUCCAUGAUGUUCAUGCCGGGCGGCAGCGGGCCAGGGCCGCCGGCGGGGCUCGCGGGGAGGCGGGGGGCGCCGCGGCGGGGCUGGGGCGCCGGGCGACGGCGGGGCGGACGUGGGAGGCGGCGGGAGGCGGCGCCAGCCCCGCGCAGCUGUCGUUUCCUGAGGGGCGGGAGGAGGCGGAGGGUGUGGCCGGGCCGGAGAGCCCGCGUCCCCGAGCGCGCGCGCGCGCGCCCCCGGCCGGCCUGUCGCGUCGCCCAGCCGCCGCCGCCGCCGUCGGGAUGCGGGCCGCGCCGGGAGACACCCACCGCAACCCCGCGGCUCCUCAGCGGCGGAAACCGGCCGGCCCCGGGGGGCGUGGCCUCAGCCGGCCGGCGGGCCCGCGGGAACAGCGACCCCUGCAGGGCGGCCGAGGACCCACCACCGGGCGGAGUCGCUGUAGAGGGUCUCGCGGGAACAGCGACCCCUGCAGGGCGGCUGAAGCCCCUUGUCCGGGGGAGCUCCUGGCUGACGCUCUCGGAACAGCGACCCCUGGAGGUCACUAGGGACUAAUCCUAGGGUCAGAGCAUCCGCAGCAGUCCUUACACGGAGCCUUCUGGGCUGCCGUGCACCCCACCCUGGUUCUCCCGGGGAGCCUCAAAAUGCUUUGACUCAUCCAGAUCAGAAUGUUAUUAAAUGCUGGAACUCUGAGUCCAUGACCCGUGUUCAAAGCUAAAUGAACAGGAUGGAAAGCAUCCAGGAAAUAUGGCAGGAGAGGAGGUGGGAAGAAAGUAAGAGCUGGAGCCAGUCCUCUGGAUAUGACGUGGCCAUCGCACUCAUGAGCUCACAUCGGCUGACAAGGUCAGGUCCAUCAGCAUUUCAGUAUGGGUGGGGGAGGGCUCAUGAGGAGCUAUGGGGGCUG
Peromyscus leucopus (white-footed mouse) is the source of this 915-nucleotide messenger RNA. Its product is annotated as translation initiation factor IF-2-like. The coding region runs from base 24 to 566 and encodes 180 amino acids. Lineage: Eukaryota; Metazoa; Chordata; Mammalia; Rodentia; Cricetidae. The transcript is spliced from 3 exons. The record is from RefSeq and is a predicted model, not a curated record.